AUGGCGACAAUCGUGUGCCAAGGUCUGCAGUCAUGCCUGGAGUCUCCUCAUCUUGUGGAGCCAAGAACCCUAAGGCUAAAGUUUUCGGCACCAGUAGCUCAUCACAUCUCUCCAAUUCGCACCCAAGAAUUAGGAAUCAAGGGUUGUUUCUCUGAAGAGAAAUGCAAUAAUUAUGAGGAAAUCAACAGCAAUAAGGCCACCUCCGAAAAAUCUGACUUGGUAGGUGGCUGGAGUUUCCUCCAAGCUAUCUCCAAACCCUCACUAGAAAACCCUACUGCUGAGGUGGACGAAGAAAAUACUUACACCCCUCCUAGGGUUUACAGGACCUCAUCAGUUACCAAGCUAAAUGAGAAGAGCUUGGAGAUGUGCACCGAAGACUUAGGCUGCGAGACCGGCGCCAUUAUCACAGAAAGCUUCAGCAUUUUCUCACCAACGCCUGAAUCAGAAUCGAAUGCUGUGCCAAGGGAGCGACAAAAUAAGCCUAAAUUUUCGGGUGGAAAAAAGGCGAAUAAUAUUCAUGGUUUCCCACCUCCGUUGACAACAAUAAGUGGUGAGGAUUCUCUACAAGUUAGGCCUCACAGGGAAGAUGGUAGGCUGAUCAUGAAGGCUGUCAAGGCCCCUUCAAGUCAUACAUUCUUCCAAGCUGAAAGGAGCAAUGGCCGCCUUCGAUUGUGCUUUUCAAAAACCUUUUCUCCCAGUUUUGACUCAGAAGAAGCAGCAGCCACUCAUGAAUACAAUGAAGGGUGUGAGGAGGUGGAUGGGAAUAGUUUGAAUGUUGGGGGUGAAGAGGGAAUGGACAAGUUUAAAAGGCCAAGCAGGUGCAAAGAGGGUGGUGGUGAGUGUGAGGAGAAAGGAUGGUUAAAGUAUUGGGAGCCCCAUUGGGUGUCUACUUAA
Malus domestica (apple) is the source of this 894-nucleotide messenger RNA. The record is from RefSeq and is a predicted model, not a curated record. Lineage: Eukaryota; Viridiplantae; Streptophyta; Magnoliopsida; Rosales; Rosaceae.